CAAUCGGGACCUUGGUGCAUGUCCUCUGCGUCACUGUCGCGUCUACCCUUUCACUUGACCUCGAUUCCCCCUUCGCGUUGAAGUUUCCCUUCCUGCAGCACUGCUCCAGCAACUCAGCACUGCGUUUUGUGUGAGCAAGCAUGGCCAACCGGGACAUCUGCCAACCCAUUUCGACCAAUAUCGUGUCUUCUGUGCAAACAAUGCCGACCUACACCAUCGCCCUUAUUGAUAGCCCCAACGUCGGGGUUAUCAGGAAGUAAACCCAUUGAUCCGAUACCUCACUGGUGAUUUCAUUCAUCCGUGAGGCCAGACGAGACGAAUUAGUCUCCAAAAUACACGCACAUUGAUUGUGGCUGGAGCCUUAUCCGGUGACAAUUUGUUGAAGCGUACAUCAGAGCUUCCCUCCAACAUCAAAGCUAGACCAAGGGGUCCAGCUCAUUCUGUCCGUCCUUGAUCAGCAGGCAAGCAUCAAAAGACGCCAGCGAACUCAUCGUCACGAGAUUCAACCAAAGGAGCUGUCUGAAAGCAACAUGCUGCAAUACACCAGUGAGUGUCGCGUUUGUCAACAUUAUUGUCUAUAGGAUGAAGCCUCUAAGAUGUUCAUAGAUUCGACUCGUACUAUCUUUGCCGCCGAAAGCGUUCCGUUGCUUCUCUGACUUAUUCAUCUGAAUCAUCGUCAAUUUGAACCACCAUCAGACUGAACUACAGUCAGACUGCCCUCUCACCACAACCAGCCCGAAACUUGACUCUACAUUGCUCUAUCGGACCAACCCCUUUCUUAUACUUGAUCAACUUUCAGAUCACGAUCGCCUUAAUUACACAUAGACCGCUAUAGACAACCGUUGAGUGCUUUCAAGAUGUCUUCAACUUACUCAUCACUAUUUGUGGGCCAACAGCUGCAAUCAGACCUGGCGGAUGACGAUCUUGGCAAAUUGGACGGCCUCGAAGGGCUUCCCCUUGAGAUUAUUUUCGAUAUUUACCAUCAGCUCGAUGUCCGCAGCAUCUUCUCCCUCGCUCAGGUGAACACUCUUUUCCAUGGACUCCUGACAAGAAAUAAGGCGGCGAUUUUGCUGCCAGUCCUUCAGCGAGAGUUUAGCCCCUUGCCAGAGCUUCUCCAAAUCUUCACAGCAUCGGACCAAGACAUGGCCCAGUUCGGAGAUACCUUUCAGCCGCGACGAGUAGUUUUCAGGAGAUUUCCGGGCGACAUGACGGGCGUCACCCUAUCCCAUGGCGGUGUUCAGCACAAUGCAGGGGCUUUGAACGGCGAUAAACCACCAAGAACUACUUUGCCGUCACCUCGAUCGGUUACGCUUGUUGAAAGGGACUUGAAACCCUUGCUGAAGUAUUGCUUGGUGACACGACAAUGGGAGGAUCUAUUUCCUCAACUCCACUGGUUCGCGACGCCUGAGGACUGCCGUCAACUUAACAAGCUAGAGAAGUUCAAGCUCCGCCGGGCUCUUUAUCGCUGGUGGCUCUACGCCUUUUACUUCCACGGUGAACUUCUUCGGCCCCGGAGUAGUCAGCCGGAGCCAUUCGUCAACGAUAUCCGAACUAGUCAUAUGAGACUUCAUUCAACUCGCGAGUUGAUCGAGAUGAGAGAUCUCUUUUUGUCGAUGAAGAAUCUUGUACGGCAUUACAUCUACCCGAACUUAGAGCAGAACCUCGAACCUGUUGACGAGAGCAGCCCACUCGAGACUAUGAUCGAGACCAGCAUUCGCGAACGCAUUGUGGACACGUAUGCCAAGCUGGAUCCGGAAGACCUGAUGUUUUACUUCGAGAACUUGUUCAACUAUCCUCGGAAGAGACUGGUGAUGGAUGUCAACUUGAAGCACCCUGCAUUCUCCCAGGACCAGGAAUCUUUUGUAGCAGCGAUUCAGUCAGCAGCAGACGAGCGGCCGUGGCUUUUCGACAUUGCUGAUUUGACCAGCAUCGGAGGCAUCGUUACCUCUGAUGACGACUUGGACGAACAUCUUGGUCGUGACGGCAGCCAUGAUGGCUCGAUUCCUCCUCCUGGGGCGUUCCGGCGGCCGAGAGGGAUCUGGGCACCACCAGGAGAUGAUGGCCGAGCUCUCGCCGAGCGAAGUCAUUCCUAUGGCGGGUAA
Colletotrichum scovillei is the source of this 2102-nucleotide messenger RNA. Its product is annotated as F-box domain-containing protein. NCBI's taxonomy places the organism in Eukaryota, Fungi, Ascomycota, Sordariomycetes, Glomerellales, Glomerellaceae. The record is from RefSeq and is a predicted model, not a curated record. The transcript is spliced from 2 exons. The coding region runs from base 858 to 2102 and encodes 414 amino acids. Gene Ontology annotation, molecular function: protein binding.